This is a messenger RNA of Paramormyrops kingsleyae, 4570 nucleotides long. It is a transcript of the gene stc1, whose product is annotated as stanniocalcin 1. Gene Ontology annotation, biological process: intracellular calcium ion homeostasis. The record is from RefSeq and is a predicted model, not a curated record. Gene Ontology annotation, molecular function: hormone activity. Gene Ontology annotation, cellular component: extracellular region. NCBI's taxonomy places the organism in Eukaryota, Metazoa, Chordata, Actinopteri, Osteoglossiformes, Mormyridae.
AACUGGACCCUGCGCUCCUUCCAACAUGCACAAGAAAAUAGGUUGCAAUACUUUACUGUAUAGAAGAACAGACGAGAAGAGGCAACCUCCGUAAAAUAUACCUGCAAAACGCAAUAGUAAAUACAUUAAAGUUCGACAUAAGGAGGAUUCAUUUACACGUUUCAUUUUGCCUUUUUAUAAAGACAUUCCAUAUCAUUUUUUAAACCAUGCUUCAGAGGAGCGGACUUUUCCUGCUGCUUGCGCUGACUGCGUCUGCCUACGAAUCGGAUCAGAACGAGUCCUUCUCACCGAGAAGAUCUCGGGUCUCCGCCAGCAGUCCUUCAGAUGUGGCACGCUGUCUCAACAGCGCCCUCCAGGUGGGUUGCAGUGCCUUUGCUUGUCUGGAGAACUCCACCUGUGACACAGAUGGCAUGCAUGAAAUCUGCAAGUCCUUCCUCUACAGUGCUGCUAAAUUCGACACUCAGGGUAAAGCCUUCGUGAAGGAAAGCCUGAAAUGCAUGGCUAGCGGCAUCACCUCCAAGGUCUUCCUUACCAUUCGCCGCUGCUCCACCAUCCAGAGGAUGGUGUCUGAGGUGCAGGAGGAGUGCUACAAUAAGCUGGACAUCUGCACUGUGGCCCGCUCCAACCCGGAGGCCAUUGCUGACGUGGCUCAGCUGCCCAGCCACUUCCCUAACCGGUUCUACAGCAAGCUCCUGCAGAGUCUGAUGGAGUGUAACGAGGAGACCGUGGACCUGGUGAGGACCAGCCUUGUUUCCCGGAUGGGCCCGGAGAUGGCCAUGCUCUUCCAGCUGCUGCAGAGCAAGCCCUGCCUAUCUGGGGAGGACACGGCCCCGACUGCGAUAGAAGCCCGAGGAAGCUGGCGCUGGCCCACGGGCCCACAGAUGCUCAAGGUUCACCCCAACCUGCGAAGUAGGGACCUGGCCAGCGUCUACACCAAGAAGCGCACUAUCGGUGACAACUCCUAAGUCGUCUUCAAGUGCAUAUGCGGCGUACACUGCAAAUCCUGUGGGGGAAAAAAAAACACAGUGCUCUCUUCCUUUGGGUGUGUGAGGACAUUUCCUUUCCAAACUUGGAAAACAAGUACCUUUUAAAAAAGUAUAUAUAUUGCUUGUGUUUCAGUCUUAUAUAUUGAUAGCAUAUGAGUGCAUCCUUUGAGUAUCUGGCCACUGAUGUAGAGUUUACUCUUGGUUCAACAGGUGUAUUCAUGCAUUCGAUUAUAAAAUGUAUUUUAUAUAUUUUAAAAAAACAAACAAAAAGAAGGGUCAGACUACUUUAUAUUUAAUAGAGUCAUAUCUAUAAAAGAUCAUUUUACUCAUGGUAUGGAGUAUUUCUUACAUAGUACAAUUACAACAGUGGAAAAAAGCAAAAGAGAUAACUAUUUGAAUAUUUAGGGUAAUUGGCCUACACUGUAAAAGAAAAUGCAUUGAGGAACAUUCGAUGAGCAUUUCAUCAGUCCCUAAAGCCCUUAUCAUUUAGCUGUGCUGGACUAUAAAGAGCCAUCUGUCCCCCUGUGUUGUUCUAUGAUUGUAAUUGAGCCAUUGGACUUUCACACCAGACAGGGUUUAUUUAUUUUUCCCUCUUAUUUUUGGAAAGAUGGGAAUCCUAGCAACUUUAGAGGUUAUUGCAGAACACCAAAAAAAUAAAUAAAAAUGAAGAUAAUCCCCCUCGGCGUCAAACUAAAUAUCUCUAAACAUGCUGGAAAAGGUUGGGGUGGUGAUUAAAAAAAAUGACAUGUAGCACAAAUGUCACAUCAAGAAUUUUAUUUUCCCCAAACCCUAUGGUGCACAAACAGGGUGGACAAUGAAACACAUCUCCAAAUUCAACCAGGAAACAAAUUUUAAAAAGCAUGUUCUCUUCAAUGUGCAAUCUGUAGCAUAACUGGUGAGUGAGUCAGUGCUGGAGAUGUAAACCUCUUCUCUGGAUUAAAAAACCACAUGAUCCCUUGACCCGGAGAAGCUGGUUCCUCAAUACUGACUUCCAGUGUCUGUUAGGAGGGAAAAUAACAAAUAUUUAAAAGCCUUUUUGGAAUACUAUUAAUAUUUAUUUUCCUACUAUAUUAUUUAAUUUGUUAUUUUAUUAAGUUGCUGUGGUUAUUCGUUUUGUAUGCUAGAAAUAAGUUACAGAUUUUAAAGAAAGGUUUGGCUGUGGCUCUCUGUUUCUUGGGGGGCACGGUGAAUCUUAAAGAGAGUCUGAGGUGUCUUCUGAGUUGACUGAAUAGGAUGCAUGUUAUGACUCUAUGCUGGUCAUGGGGGAACACAUUAGCCAUGCUAGUCAGGAGAUUUUUUUCCCUAGUGUUAAAUGGGACCAUACCUGAAACAGCUUAGCGAGGUUUGGAACUUACGUAUGUGUGGAGGAGGUCGAGAGACUCAUAUGUUUCACGUAUUCCUUUAGCUCUGAAAGACUGUCUUUGUCGAGGACUUUGUUUGUACUCCUGCGUAAGGUUCCAAACACGGCCAGUCAUGCGAAGAGGUCAGCCGAAUUAGCCGUCAUACUGUACAAGCACCCCAUGCUAUUUAUCUGGAAUUGUGAAAAUGCACAGUGUUUGCUGGAUCAAUUUUGACACUAUGCAAUUUAAAGUGAUCGUCUCUCGUGAAAGUUUGCCCCUGGGGAUUGGGGGAGAUGAUUUCCAAAGCGAUCUUACCGGAUACAGUUUGUUAAAACUGUACAUCACAGGCAAGCACUAUGCUAAGCUCUCGCUCGGGUCAGUUAGGGAGUCGUGAAAUUUAUGUGUAAGGACGAAGAAGGCUUGGGAAGACUAUGUGCUUCUGUGUCAGAAUACCAAAUGAUGUGCAAAGUGUAAAUAACUCACAACACUAUGCAAUAAUCUCUGAAGAUGGGGCUCUGCACUUAAACCCAUACUACAGCUGUGGCCGUGUGAAUCCACUAGUGCCUUCCUGUGGUAUGUGGGUAGAGUAGACGCCUCCAUAUUCACACCAACACAGUGAAUAUUAAGGUUUCCUCCCCUUUUCUUUUACCAAGUAUAGAAUUGCAGUUUUCCCUAUAUUGUUAUCAGGUUAAAGCAUUGCUUAAAAGUAGCCAAGAUGUAUAUGUUAUAAAGAAAAAUGUAUAUAAACAGGAAAUGUUCAGAGCUCUGUGUGUAAACAUGGAGACUAUUUAGAUAUAGCUUCACUUUAAUAAGCACUUUGCAUCUCUUAUGACCACUAUAUAAGGGCAUUUAAACUUCCAGCACUUGUUAAAAGUCAACCACAAGUCAACUUGUUCAGCUCGUAAACCUAACUUUGAAGUAUCAGAGGAGAAACUGUGUCUGCUGGAUGAUUAUGAGGAGCUAGGUUGUGUAGAUCCAAAUGGGUUGUGGUUACUGUGCUUAUUUUAACAACGGUUAGGGUUGGCAGGUGGUUCUGCCUUUGCGAAACGCCGAAACAGCCCGAUACUCGACAGCUGCUGCUAAACCAACGUGCUCACCCCGGCUGAGUGACGCUCCUGGGCCCCGCAUCGACGCCACCGCUGCCAGGGUGACCUAAUGGUGUCAUACUUCAGCUCAUUGUGUUCGCAGGUCAGAGGCUUUAACUGGCCACCUGUUUCCAUAUGUUUUUGGUGCAGACUGUUUUGAUCGAUGAGAUGCGACAAAAUGACAUAGGUGGACCUUUUUUUUUCCUUGUUCAUUUUCUACGUAGUCUUGCUUCUUUUCCAAUGGUAUUUUUUGACACACAGAUUGCCACCUCCUGGUGAAAUUAUGUAACUUCAGAAAGGUUUUCUCACCACUUUAUUUUGACUCUAUAAAUCAAGGGUCUAUAAGAUUUGGUGAACCUUAGAGAAUGUAUCUUAUAUCUCAAUGUCUGUAUUGGGGUUAGGGAGCCCAAGCUCAGUCGGUUCUGCUGGUCAGUUGGGUGGUGAAACUGGUAGAAACAUGUAUAAUGUGGUCAGUCUGGGUCACCGCUUACUAGAGUACUUGCUGCAAUUUAUAACAGCUACAUUAGGGUGUUGGUGGGGGGGGGGGCGAUUUAAUAGAAGCCAGUAAACAUAAAAACAUCCCUCUGAUUGUCUUCUGUGGCUCAAGACCUUAAUGCAGACAAGAGCCAGAAGCAUAUGCCUGCAUUGCAGUCAAAGAAGCUCAGAGUGUCUACGCCAGCUUCCAAUGCACCCAUGUUCCUAGGCUGAGGAACUAUGUCAGAACCUAGUAAAUGUAUCCAUAUUUGCAGAAGAGGUUGGGCUUUGGGCUCCCUGUGCUGCGCAAAUCUACGGUACUUGUUUCUUUCCUAUUAAGACUUGAAACCCAUCACUUAUCCCACUUGCGAGUAGGUGUUACAUUUUUGAGCCACUUCCAUCAGAUUCUUCUACAUCGCUAACUGUCGUCACGAUGCUUUGAUUCCACACUGAGUGAUGAAUGACAUCAGAAUCAUUUGUUUCAUCUUUUUCUUUCUUUGAAGUUCAUAUGUUAAGCAUGAUUGAACCUUGUGAUUUAUUUGCACUUUAAUACAUGUGUAUUUAAUUUCCACUUCAGUGCCAUUUGUUUGCAGCUGUAUAUUUAAUAUGAUGAAAGUCGCUGAAUCCAUCAAGCUUGUGUCUUUUGUUUUGGCCAAUGAAAGAAAUAAACUAAGAUCAUAUCUGG